This is a messenger RNA of Lampris incognitus (smalleye Pacific opah), 3124 nucleotides long. It is a transcript of the gene ptbp2a, whose product is annotated as polypyrimidine tract binding protein 2a. NCBI's taxonomy places the organism in Eukaryota, Metazoa, Chordata, Actinopteri, Lampriformes, Lampridae. Gene Ontology annotation, biological process: regulation of RNA splicing; mRNA processing. The record is from RefSeq and is a predicted model, not a curated record. Gene Ontology annotation, cellular component: nucleus. The coding region runs from base 86 to 1642 and encodes 518 amino acids. The transcript is spliced from 14 exons. Gene Ontology annotation, molecular function: mRNA binding.
UGAGGCUUCGCCGUGAGGAGCUUUAGCUAGUUGACUCGUCGGCAAGAGAACCCGGGCUGAAGCAUUCUCCAGAGGAAAUAUCGAAAUGGACGGCAUCAGCGAUGUUGCAGUGGGCGUGAAGAGAGGAUCCGAUGAGCUGAGUAUGUACAACAGUCCCAACUCUGGCAUAAGCAGUAUGAGUGAUGGGACUUCUAAUGGCAGUGAUAGUAAAAAGCUGAGGGUGGAGGAAGCCCCCCCAUCCCGAGUGCUCCAUAUUAGGAAGUUGCCUAAUGAAGCCUCAGAGACUGAAGUCAUUGCUCUUGGCCUGCCCUUUGGGAAGGUCACCAACAUCCUCACCCUGAAGGGAAAGAAUCAAGCGUUCUUGGAAAUGGGCACUGAGGAGGCAGCCAUCACCAUGGUUAACUACUACACCACUGUGACCCCUCAUGUACGCAAUGUCCCUGUUUUCAUCCAGUACUCCAACCACAAAGAGCUCAAGACGGAUGCUGGCAACCAACGGACCCAGGCAGUGUUGCAGGCUGUUUCAGCUGUCCAGUCUGGUGGUUCUCCCAGUUCAGAUGUUCAGGAGGCCCUGGCAGCAGCCUCUAGCCCGGUCCUCCGCAUCAUCAUUGACAACAUGUUCUAUCCCGUCACGUUAGAUGUUCUCCAACAGAUUUUCUCUAAGUUUGGGACAGUCAUGAAGAUAAUUACUUUCACGAAGAACAAUCAGUUCCAGGCCCUGCUUCAAUUCAGUGACCCUGUGAAUGCUCAGCAGGCCAAGCUAGCCCUUGAUGGCCAGAACAUCUACAACUCAUGCUGCACAUUGCGCAUUGAUUUUUCCAAGCUGGUAAACCUUAAUGUGAAGUACAACAAUGACAAGAGUCGUGACUAUACGCGACCCGAGCUCCCAGCGGGAGAUGGUCAACCCAGUCUUGACCCGUCAGUGGCCGCAGCCUUCAGUAAAGAUUCCAACUCCCUGCUCGGUAAGAUCCCAGGAGCUCUGAAUCCCCUCAGCGCUGCGGCGGCUGCUGCUGCUGCUGCUGGGAGGGUAGCUCUUGCCGGUCAGACAGCCGCCAAUGGCGUCCUACUGGUCAGCAACCUAAAUGAGGAGAUGGUUACGCCCCAAAGUCUGUUUACCCUCUUCGGGGUCUUUGGGGAUGUCCAGAGGGUAAAAAUCCUCUACAAUAAGAAGGACAGUGCUCUCAUUCAAAUGGCAGAUGCCAACCAGGCCCAGCGAGCAAUGAGCCACAUGAAUGGCCAGAAGAUGUAUGGGAAGAUCAUCAGAGUGACCCUGUCCAAGCACCAGACGGUGGCCCUGCCCCGUGAUGGCUUGGACGACCAGGGCCUGACCAAGGACUUCACCAACUCCCCACUACACCGCUUCAAGAAACCCGGCUCCAAGAACUUCCAAAAUAUAUUCCCCCCCUCUGCCACUCUCCACCUUUCCAACAUCCCGCAAGAUGUGACCGAAGAAGACCUGCGGCUGUUGUUUUCUAAUGCAGGUGGCACAGUGAAAGCAUUCAAGUUUUUCCAAGACCACAAAAUGGCUCUUCUUCAAAUGUCAACAGUGGAGGAGGCCAUCCAGGCCCUGAUUGACCUCCACAACUACAACAUGGGGGGCAACCAACACCUAAGGGUCUCCUUCUCCAAGUCCACUAUUUAAAAACUAUCCCAUGGCUUUAAUGUAUCCUCACCGGUCAACAAGCAGUUGGACUGUUUCGGGACACUGGGGGACCACAUAUUGACUGGUUAAAUGAUAGGUUGAUUUGAGUGUUUUUUUUUUUGUUUUGUUUUUUUUAUCAUUCCUUGAGAGACUGAAACCUUUUGACUUGUAUUCAGUCAUUUCUUUCUUAUGAAGAAACAUUGUUAUAGCAAUGUGAGUCGUGUAGAUACCAGACCCUCAUUUCUGACCCUCUGUAACUGUUCCUUCAUACUGCUUUUGUAUCACAGGCAAGAUAUUUUUGUCCCGUUCAGUGUCCCCCAAUGUGAGGCAAACAGUAAUGGAUAUUGAGCUUAUUUCAUUCUUUUUUUAGUUUAUAAGAUACUUAUGUGCCUUACUUGACAAUACCAACUUUUUCUACAGCUGAACAUGUUUAAAUACCCAUUCUAUGAUUUUUAAGGCACAUUGGUAUUUAGGUAGUAGUUUUGAUGGUUGAGAAUACGAGCCAUUUUCAUCUGGUCUUUUAGAUCUAACUGCAGUUUCUGAAGCGCUGCCGCUGACAUAUUUUCUUUCAGGGUUUUAGUUAUUUGCAUAUGUUCUUUUGUUUACCAAAAGGAACAAAAUCUGUUCCCCACCAGAGCGAAAUAAAUGCUUUCUGCAUACAACCUGUGAUACAUGGUGUAGCUCUAGUUACAAACUUUCAGACGUUGCAAUUUCCUUCUCCCCCACUUAUCUAUUUUCAUAAUUCAUCCCUCCAAACCCAAGUUUGAUGUGGCUCGUGGCUGAGUGUUUCUACGUGUUGUUAAAACGUUGCUUUAUCUCUAGCUGUUUGGUGUAAAUGAAACUGACAAUGGUUUUCUUAGCAUGUCUAGUUCUGUUAGAAAUUGGAAUAAGAAAGUGUUGCAUGCUUUGAAAUAGGGCUGUCACAAUAUUAGAUUUUCACUACAUGAUGAUCGUGGCCAAAAGAAUUCACGAUAACGAUAUUAUCGUGAUAAUAUAUAGCCAUAAUAAUAAUGGAUUACAUUUACACAGCGCUUUAUCUAGACACCCAGAGCGCUUCACAAUGAAGGAGGGAAACUCACCUCAACCACCACCUGGGUGAUGCACGGCAGCCUUUUGCACCAGAACGCUCACCACACAUCAGCUUGAGGUGGAGAGGGCGAUAUCUAUAGAAAAGUAAAAAAAUAAAUACAAAUAAAUUAUAUAUAUGUAUUUAUAUAUAUAUAUAAUGCUAUUGGUCAAUUCAUCUUUAAUGCAUUUUGUCUAUUUUGGCAAAUGAAUCACUCAAAAUACGAGCGUAGGGAGGUGGAGAGUCUGUAACCAUAACUGUACAAAAACGUACCAAAAGAACAAUUACACUUAGUGGAUAGUGAAAAGGCAACCAGAUGAACUGAUAAACAAAAGAUCCACAAGCCCGAACAUCUGCCAUCCAGGCCAACUGAAACAAACCACCUGCGGGGAGCAGGGCAGACAGUUUGUGUGUGA